ACAUUAUCCGAUUGGAGACGCUGGACCCAUGUUGCCUUUCUUUCAGCGACACGAAAGCGCAAACCCAACCAAAAAAAAGGAGCAACAGCAACGAGAAACGCAGCGUAGAUCCUAGCCAUUUCGGCGUUCCCCUCUCCUCCUUCCUCGACCGCCGUCUCAUCUCCUCCACGACUCAAGGAACGGCGGCGCUCCCCCGCGGCGGCGUCGGGAUGAGGCCAGCGGAGGCGCACCAGUCGCGGCUGCUCUACGAGCUCUGCGCACUCCUGCUGACAAUUCUUCGGUCGCCGGAGGGGCCGCGGCCGCUGCUGCCGCGGCAGGUGACGGCGGCGGGGGUGGCGUCCAUGCUGCUGGGCGCGUCCAUGGCGCUGAUGCUCUGCGGGUCCGUGACCUUCAUGCUGGGGUUCUUCCUCAUGCCCUGGGUCGUCGGGCUCGGCUGCGUCUUCCUCUUCGUCGGCUUCGUCACCAACCUCUCUGGGAUCGGGAGGGCCAUCCUCCUCUGGCCCGCAGCCGCCUCCUCGCCCAAGGAGGCCUCCCCAUGGCAUAUAUUUUCCAAGCCUCCGUUCAUGCCGAUGUGAAGCAAAAUACGAAGUAGGCUCCCACGGAGGUGUAUAGAAGCAGCGAGGUUUGAGCAGCUCGGUUUAUCGCUGCAUAACCUAUAUUUUCCUUCGUGGGCAACUUUUUUACCAUGUAACACCGCAGCAAGUUUUAAAUGGUUUAUACUAGUAGGAUACUUCUUUGUACAUAUGGAAAAAAAUGUUCUGGUAUAAUUAUACAUGGGGCUUAUAAUUGUUUCAGAAAUGUUCUAAUUUCAGUUCCUCUGCAGAACAACAAGAAUCUUAUAUUUUUCAGCC
Messenger RNA from Phragmites australis (common reed), 851 nucleotides. RefSeq lists its product as uncharacterized. Bases 210 to 575 code for a protein of 121 amino acids. NCBI's taxonomy places the organism in Eukaryota, Viridiplantae, Streptophyta, Magnoliopsida, Poales, Poaceae. The record is from RefSeq and is a predicted model, not a curated record. The transcript has 2 exons.